Alternaria ventricosa is the source of this 1266-nucleotide messenger RNA. RefSeq lists its product as uncharacterized. The coding region runs from base 1 to 1266 and encodes 421 amino acids. The transcript is spliced from 3 exons. NCBI's taxonomy places the organism in Eukaryota, Fungi, Ascomycota, Dothideomycetes, Pleosporales, Pleosporaceae. The record is from RefSeq and is a predicted model, not a curated record.
AUGUGGACAGACUCUGAGGUCCAGGUCAACUCAUCGGCUGCUGACGCUAUGAGAAUCGCGGUGACACCUGAAGAAGCCCAGAGCGAGGGCGAUGAUACGAGAGAUCCCGCUGUCAUUGUAGCAAAGUCACAACCUCGCGCAACCCCUCAGCUUUCGAAUCAACGAUCGACUACUGUGAUCCAGGAGACCCCAACCGCUGCCCGUACAAGAAAUGUUGCAGAUUCCUACGAAGCAGACGUUCAGGAAGCAGAGGCUUUCUCGACCGCCCGUACUGGCGAGUCACAGGAUCAGAUGCAACCACAGCUGCCUCUGAAUGCUAGAACAUCUUCACCGCGAGUACAUAUACCAUCGAGAUCAGCUAAGAAACGAACACGGUCCCUAGCCGAUGAGGCGGAGGCAGAUGCAUCCAAGUCUGACAACGAGGCAUUUGCUGGGCCUAGCAAGCGCGCCAAAACAAGCGAUAGCGACACAGAAGACAGUCGCCUGAGCAACGUCGACGUUGCUCAGCCCGAACAGUCCGCCCCACCACGAUCGCAGAGGGGUUCGCAACGAUCCAUAUCUACUACUACAGUUAGAGAGGACUACGAUGGCCCAGCUUCCCGUGUAGCCUGCAGCAACUCCACCAUUACGAAAGCAAGUGCGGCUGUCAAGUUCCUGAAGAAACAAGGUGGAGCGUUUGUAGAGAAUCUGGCUGAUGACUUCAAUGUACUAUGCGUACGAGAUGGUGAUCUCCAGAAGACAACAAAAGUACUUUACGCAAUCGCGCGCGGCAUUCCUAUCGUUACAGACCAAUGGCUAUUGGAAUCUGCAUCAGCUAAGCGCUUGCUUACCGUUUCCGCUUUCAGGCCAUCUAUACCUAAGCAAGAAGAGGAGUGGAAGAUCAAGCUUGACGAUAUCCUCGAAAAGCCGCAAACUCCGUUCGCCGACUUCUCUGUUCACUUUACGAAAAGCCUCAAGACGAGAUACGCAUCUUUCUCUGACAUUGAAGCGGUCUGCAAAGCCGCCGGCGCAAAAAGCGUGACGACUGGUGCGACAAAGCUGAAGAAGACGGGAGAUACCAUCGUCCUCGCUGAAGAUGGAGACGAUGUCGAGGCACAAAAGCUGAUCAAAGAAGGAGUAACAUGCUACACGAAAGACUUCUUUACGUACAGUAUCCUGAGGGGUGUUGUCGACCUCGAGAGCGACGAAUUCAAAAUCGAAGGAACCGCGGCGGGCGAGACACCUUCAAAAGAGCAGAAGAAGAAACGAGGCCGAAAGAGUAACUAG